Molecule: messenger RNA, 963 nt
Organism: Erythranthe guttata (spotted monkey flower)
Lineage: Eukaryota; Viridiplantae; Streptophyta; Magnoliopsida; Lamiales; Phrymaceae
Source: RefSeq, a predicted model, not a curated record
AUGUACAAAGCCUGUGGAGGUAAAAAAGUGAAUGUCAACUUUUACUUCUUGUACCCUGGGCAAUCACUUGAACAUGGGCUCAAGUACAUUAUAGAUGAUGUAAGUAUUGCAUGGUUGGUGAAUGUUCAUGAUGAACUGGACCAGUUGACACUUUACACUGAAGAUGUAGACAUAGAGCCAAUCAUUGCAAUUGAUAAGGAUGGGAAUGUAAUUGAAAAGAAAGAAGAAAUUCUUUAUUUGCGGAAUGGUGAUGAAGAUACAGUUGAUGAAGACUCAACAACUGCACAACCUCAGCCUGAAGAACCAACAAAUGAACAACCUCAGCUUGAAGAACCAACAAAUGAACAACCUCAGCUUGAAGAACCAUCAGCUGAAGAAGUACAGCCUGAAGAACCAACAACUGAAGAAGUACAGCCUGAAGAACCACCUAGUGAAGAAGUACAACCUGAAGAACCAACAAGUGAAGAACUACAUCAUGAAGAACCAACAGCUGAAGAAGUACAGUCUGAAGAACCAACACUUGAAGAGAUUUUUGCUGAAUUCGUAACCACUGAAGAACCAACACCUGAAGAUUUGUUUGCUGAAGCACCAAGAAAUGAACAACAACCAACUGCAGAACCAGGAAAUGAAGAGACGAGAAAUGAUGAUGUGGUGUUUUCUGAGGAUGAUGAUUCAGAUGAUGGUGACUACAUUCAGCGUGAAGAUUGUUCAGAUGAUGUUGAUGUACAUUCUGAUGCUCCACGUGAAGAGUUAGAAGACAUUGAUGGGUCUUCAGAUGAUGAAAUUUUUUUGAAUAGACAGUUCAGUAAGCAAGACUUGAUCAAGAAGUUGAAAAUAAUGGGCAAGAAAUCCAAAAGACCAGCUAGAAGGUUGCAGAAAUAUGCAGUGCAACCAUCUACAACCCAAUGGUACAGUGAGGCAGAAGAUGAUGAUACUAUUGAGAAUCUGAAUGACUCAACUUAA